Messenger RNA from Plasmodium vivax (malaria parasite P. vivax), 705 nucleotides. Its product is annotated as variable surface protein Vir9-like. The record is from RefSeq and is a predicted model, not a curated record. The transcript is spliced from 3 exons. Lineage: Eukaryota; Apicomplexa; Aconoidasida; Haemosporida; Plasmodiidae. The coding region runs from base 1 to 705 and encodes 234 amino acids.
AUGCUAAAUUUUUUUAUGGUUUUUUUUUCUACUAUUUUUUUCUUCCAUAAGCAGGGUAGCCAAGAAUGUUUUAGGAAGGUGUGUUCAAAAGUUAAGAACUACUUAAAUUAUGUAAAAGUAAAUUCUGAAUCCCUUGAUAUACCAAAAUGUUGUAAAUACUUAAACUACUUGUUAUAUGACCAAGCAAUUUAUAAUUUACUUUCUGGUUACACUACAUUAUCACUGUACAUUGAACUUCAAAAAUUGUAUGAUGAGCAUAAUUUCGAUUUGGUAAUAUGUAAUGAGCAUAAAGAGGACGUUAAUUAUGAAACUUAUAAAAAACUUAAUGAACUAAUUACACUAUACAAGGAUUUUGAUACAUAUAAAGCAUCAAGUGAUCCAAAAGAGAAUAAUGAAUGUAAAUGUGUUCGAAAAUGUGCAAAUUCAUAUAAAACGUACAUAAAGAAAUGUGAAGAUGGCACUCAACGAAAUUAUUGUGAAGCACUAGAAGAAUUUAGAAAUACAUAUAAUCAACAUAUGCAAAAUGGAACUAAUUGUAACAAUGUAGACAUAUACUUACCAUCCACAAAAAAAGUUAACAUCAUUGUUCUUAUUACAAUUCCGUCUAUUAUUAUAUUAACCUUUUGUUUCCUUUUAUUUAUUCUUGUGCUCAUGCAUAAAUGCUCAAAAAGGGAAGAGAAAAAAUAUGAAGGAAAGUUUAAAUAA